Gordionus sp. m RMFG-2023 is the source of this 672-nucleotide messenger RNA. Its product is annotated as cysteine-rich secretory protein 3-like. The record is from RefSeq and is a predicted model, not a curated record. Gene Ontology annotation, cellular component: extracellular region. The coding region runs from base 1 to 672 and encodes 223 amino acids. Lineage: Eukaryota; Metazoa; Nematomorpha; Gordioida; Chordodea; Parachordodidae. The transcript has 7 exons.
AUGAGAAUUACCACAGCUAAAAUUCCGAACGUAACAGAAAUAGAAGAUAUACUCAAGGCUCAUAAUGACUAUAGAUCUAGUGUCAAUCCCCCAUCAAGCGCUAUGUAUAAAUUGAUAUGGAAUAAUGAGGGAGCUUUGAAGGCACAAGCAUUGACUCAAAAAUGUGUUUUCAGUCAUGACACCAAUAAAGAUAGAGCUACCUCUAAAUAUCCUUCCGGAGGCCAAAACUUAUACGCGACAACAGGAACUUCUGAUUGGAAGAAUGCUGUUAAAGCAUGGUAUAAUGAAGUCAGCAGCUUUACUUUCGGGGUAGAUAAGGGAAAUUUUGCAUCGGUUGGUCAUUAUUCGCAAGUUGUAUGGGGCACUACAAAAGAAGUUGGAUGCGGAAUGACAGAAUGUUCUGGGCAAAAAAUAUAUGCCUGCAAUUAUUAUCCGAGCGGUAAUUUGCCUCCAUAUUAUGUACCUUAUGAAAAAUCAGCUGUUCAAUCGUGCAAGGGUUGCAUAAAAGGUGGUGUGUGUUCAAGUGGUGUGUAUGCUGGGAAAUUAUUAGAAUCAUGCGACCUAUUUUGUGUAAACGCGUAUAGCAAUUGCGAUGACUUAGCAAAACAAGGUGCUUGUUCGAGUUUCAAAGACAAAUGUGCCAAAUCCUGUUUGCCUGAGUGCAAGUCCUAG